Messenger RNA from Xiphias gladius (swordfish), 4998 nucleotides. It is a transcript of the gene acsbg2, whose product is annotated as acyl-CoA synthetase bubblegum family member 2. Lineage: Eukaryota; Metazoa; Chordata; Actinopteri; Istiophoriformes; Xiphiidae. Gene Ontology annotation, molecular function: long-chain fatty acid-CoA ligase activity. The transcript has 15 exons. The coding region runs from base 987 to 3293 and encodes 768 amino acids. Gene Ontology annotation, cellular component: membrane; endoplasmic reticulum. The record is from RefSeq and is a predicted model, not a curated record.
AAAGUAGAGGGGGAAUUUUUAACGUCCCCCCCGUCAAACCCCAGUUCAUCCCAGAUCUGCCCGCCUCCACCCUCAGCUCGUCUUCCAUUUAAGACUGUUCGUAAAACCACAUCCACCAACAGCUGUCUUCUGGAGGAAACUGCAGCUGCAUUGGAAGGAAGAGGCAAAAUAAAAUGGCAGCUUGGCACGUGUCCGUGUGAGCAGCAGUGAGAUCACCCUGUGACAUCUGGCUUCUUGGCUGAGAGACCUUUCAGGCUUCUGCGGUAAUCACUAACAUGCCGAGGUCUCCUCAAGGUCAGCUGGCUCGUCUCCGCUUGACCAAAGUAGGAUCGAUUUUUCUUGAUGAAGGUUUGUGUCAGGUCAAGUAAAUUUUAUUUAUAUAUCGCCAAAUCAGAACAGAAGAUAUCUCAGGGCGGUUUUCAUAUAGAGCAUGUUUUGGCUUAUGAUUCCUACUCGUCCAGAAUUUCAGGAAUGGUUGCCGUUUUUUGUUCUUCCCAUUUUAAACACACAUGGAAUAAAUCAUUUAACGUGUUAUUGUAAUGAUAUACUGGAAGGGUGGUCUGCAAAUAUGUGUCAAACUCUGAAGAGUGAUGGAAAAUAUUUUCAUCCCUGCUCUCUGACCUCUCUGGAGCCUGUUUCUUUCCACUUGCCCAAUUGUCCCUGACAGUGGAGUCAUGAUAGGCUGCUGCCGCAACAGGCAGGAGAGGCUGCUGUUAUCAUUUUUCAGCCCCCUUAAAUAAACCGUCCAGACUUGUGAUUUAGCAAAGAGAAGGGUGCAGGCAACAACAGAGUCUGGAAUGAGAGAGAGAGAGGGAGUGUCAUGGAGGUGUUGGUAUGACGGUGGUCGAGCGGUGUCGGUUUAUUGUUUAGGAGGCUUUGUCGCGGUUCCUGUGAUGAGGUAAUGGCAAAGGCAGAGGUGGAUUCUCUCUCUCAACUCUUUUUGAAGUGGUUCUGAUCCCCUCUUACUGGCUGAAACGUGACGCAGGAUGAUUGAAAGAGUGACCGUGUGUGAUCCCACCACUGAAGCUGUGGUGAUGGAGCCUCCCAGAGCAGAGGGCUUCCUGGAGUCGUCCUGCGGUGCAGGAGACAUCGCAGCCUCUCUUGAUGACGGCAUCGCGGAUACAGCCAAUGAGUCUUCAGAGGAAGAGUCCACAGGGGAAAGGGAAGACGAGAUUGGUGCCCAUAAUGAGGUCACCAGCAGCACCAAGGCUACAGAGGUUCCUGCUGAACAGACCUCCAACACACAAACAGUGAACGCCCAGCGCCCAAACUCCCUGGCGUUGCCGGCUGCAGCUGCAGAGCCCGGCCUGUGGACGUCACAGGGGGAUGCAGAGGUGAAACUGAGGAUGGGGGACUCUGGUCUGGCGGCUGAGACCCCCCUGACUGUCAACCAAAUGUUCACCUCAGCCGUCGAGCGCUUUGGUAACCACACAGCUCUGAGCUGGAAGGACGGCGAGCAGCAAAAGAGCCUGAACUACAGAGACUACUACCAGGCGUGCCGCACCGCCGCCAAGAGCUUCCUCAAGCUUGGUCUGCAGCGCUACCACGGCGUCGGCAUCCUGGGCUUCAACUCCGCUGAGUGGUUCAUUGCUGACAUUGGAGCCAUUUUGGCGGGUGGGUUUGCUGUGGGCAUCUAUACCACCAACUCUCCCGAGGCAUGCCAGUAUGUGGCAGAAAACUGCAAGGCCAACAUCAUAGUGGUGGAGAACCACAAGCAGCUGCAGAAAAUCCUUCAGGUUGAAGACAAGCUUCCACACUUGAAAGCCAUUGUCCAGUACAAAGAUGCACUAAAAGAGAAGAGACCAAAUCUGUACACAUGGGCGGAGUUCAUGGAGCUCGGGCGCGAUGAGCCUGACGCGCCCCUCAAUGCGAUCGUCUCCAGCCAGAAGCCCAACCAAUGCUGCACGCUCAUCUACACCUCAGGAACCACAGGCCAGCCCAAAGGAGUCAUGCUGAGCCACGACAAUCUAACAUGGACCGCGCUCGCCACCAGCCGUCAUGUGCGCCUGACAAAUGCCACCCAGGCUCAGGAGUCCGUGGUCAGCUACCUGCCGCUCAGCCACAUCGCCGCUCAGAUGGUGGACAUCUGGGUCACCAUGAGGGUCGGAGGGGCGACCUACUUCGCUCAGCCAGAUGCCCUCAAGGGCUCUCUGGUAAACACCUUGAAGGAGGUGCGCCCCACAGCCUUCAUGGGCGUCCCUCGUGUCUGGGAAAAGAUGCAAGAGAAGAUGAAAUCUGUCGGAGCAAAGUCUUCGACUGUGCGCAGGAAAGUGGCUGCCUGGGCCAAAGAUGUCGGUCUGCAGACUAAUCUCACCAAGAUGAACCAAAGCGGAGCAGUUGGCCGCACACCGUUCCGCUAUCACAUAGCCAAAAAGCUCGUGUUCAAGAAGGUGCGUAAGGCCCUUGGCUUGGACCGCUGCAACAAGUGCUACACAGGCGCCGCGCCCAUCACCAAAGACACCCUGGAGUUCUUCCUCAGCCUGGAUAUUCCACUGUACGAACUGUACGGCAUGAGUGAGAGCACGGGACCUCACACCAUCUCCCUCCCUGACGCCUUCAAGCUCACCAGCUGUGGUAAAGAGAUCCCAGGGUGCAAGACGAAGCUGCACAACCCAGACGAGGAGGGAAACGGCGAGAUCUGCUUCUGGGGUCGCCACGUCUUCAUGGGUUACCUCAACAUGCCUGAGAAGACUGAGGAGGCUCUGGAUGCAGAGGGCUGGCUGCACUCAGGUGACCUGGGCAAACACGACCAGAACGGAUUCCUCUUCAUCACCGGAAGAAUUAAAGAGCUGAUCAUCACAGCAGGAGGAGAGAACAUCCCUCCCGUUCCCAUUGAGGAUGCGGUGAAAGAGGCCGUGCCGCUCAUUAGCAACGCCAUGCUGAUCGGAGACAAGAGGAAGUUUCUGUCCAUGCUGCUCACCGUUAAGUGCCAGGUGAACGCUGAUUCAGGUGACCCAGAGGACGAGCUGUCGCCAGACGCCGUGGAGUUCUGCAGGAAGCUGGGCAGCAACGCCACACGCGUUUCUGAGAUCGCGGGUGGCCGAGACCGGGCGAUCCAGGCCGCCAUCCAGGAGGGGAUCAACAGAGUCAACGAGAAGGCAACCUCCAACGCUCAGCGCAUCCAGAAGUGGAUUGUUCUGGGUCGGGACUUCUCCGUUGGUGGAGGGGAGCUGGGUCCUACCAUGAAGCUGAAGCGUCCGGUGGUGGUGAAGAUGUACAAGGAGCAGAUUGAGAACUUUUAUAAGGAGCUGGCGACUCCGACGACUCCCGACAACCCGCUGCCUCCCAAAUAGAGCUCCUGCUCCUCCUGCAGAGAUAUCCAGACUGUCUGUUACUUGCAGACACACUCCACCUCAUUCAUGCAACCUCUCCCUCUCGCCUUUUUUUUUUUUCCCCCUUUUUUUUUCCUUUUUUUUCCCCUCCCUCUUGUAUAAAUGUUUUGAUUGCCUUAAGUUUUGGUCGUUCUGUCUUUGUUUACAUUUGUGGUUGUUGUACAAAGAGAAUUGAGAAGAAGCCAUUCUAAAAGAGCUUUGAUUUUUGAAGAUUCAAUAAGCUAAAUUCAACUAUUUAUUUGUAUUACUGGGAUGAGCAGUAAUAUCCAAUGGAUGAAGUGGCAGCAGCUGUAUGUAAGAAGAGUUUAUUGUGCUUGUAAAAUUUGAUUUAAAAAAAAAAAAAAAAAAGUUACAGGAUGUUUUGAAGGAGUUAUGUGUUUUUAAACAUGUUUUUCUGUAUUUAUUUUCAGUUUGCCAAAGUUUACAUGGGCCAAAAGAGCUUCAAAUGAAGAAACAUUUCUAGAAAAUGCUAAAAUAAUAGGAAAUUCAGCAACCAUAUCAAAUGUUUAUUGGCCUUUUACAUGUACUCAUUGGUUUUUUUUCUCUAGUCUUUGUUUUGUCUGCCUGGACUUAAAGAAAAUCAUCUUUUUGCACGAGUUCAAAAAGUCAGAGUUUUUCCUCUGACAGGCAGAUGCAGUUGUAGACAUGAAUUGAAAUUUAUCUCACAACUAAGCAUCCAAAUGGUUUUUUUCAUGCUGUAAAAACUUGUCAUUUAAGCCAUAUAUUUUGCUUUUUGUCGUUGUAAAGUCAAACUGCUGUGUGUGCCGACUCAUUACAGCCUACACACCUGCCUGGUCCUGUGGAAAUGUUUUCUAAGCAGUCCUCCUGUGUGUAGACCCCGCUGUGAUUUUGUGGAUUAUAUAUUGUAAAUAUCUUUUGCCUACAUCAUCUGCAUCCUCUCGCUUGUUUUCAUUGAUCUUUCAGCCAGGGGAUUUCAAAUUUUUUUUUUGCACUCGCACGCUGAUGAAGUGUAACAGGAAUGGAAAAUGUACAUAAAUUAGAUGAUAGGUUUAUGGAAAAAGGCAAAUAUAUCAGCUGCAUUAAACUUCCCUUAAUGGUCUGUUGCCAUACCUUAUGCAUCAAAUAUAUAAAUGUUCAAAUGCCCAAGGUUUUAACACAGUGACCACGUCUUUGGCCUACUUGAAGACAUUUUAGACAGACUGAAGGAAGGCCAAGAGAGGUUACUGUCCUCCAAAGAGCUGAUUCAUGUACAGGUAUAUGAAGUAACUGUAUAUAAGCAUAUCACAGGUAUUUGUAGCACCGAUGGUUUAAAAUGAUGAGUUUGAUGGUUAUCGUUCACUCAACGCAAUUAAAGUUCAGGGUAAGCAAAGCAGCAACGUCGGCAUGUGUAUAAACUUAAUUAAGGAAAUGACGGUGAUUCGGUGUGCCUGGGUGAGUGAGUUUCUUGCCAUUUUGAUUUCUUUCAGCUACAUACAUAAAUGAGAAGUUGGAACAGUUUGACAGCCUGUAACAUAAGGGUUUGGUAUCUGAAAAGUACAAAAUGACUUACUUCAAUGUACUUUGUAAUUAUUGGGGACUGUGUUGUUGAAAUAUUGUCACUCUGUGAAAGCCCAUCCUCAAACAGUUCAUUGAGAGCUAACAAGACCCCAGACGCCGGAAAAUGAUUUACCUGACCCUAAAGAGCUGUUUUUGUUUAAAAAAAAAA